GUAUGAGGGUAAUCUUCGCUUCCACCGGCGAGAUGCCACUUUGCUCCGUAACGGUUGUGAAUGGAGUGUAGUGGUGUUUAGACGUGUACCUAUUUAACCUGCCAACUUCCCGUUCUUCAGUACAGCAGUUCCAAGAGUUCAACAAUUAGCUUCAACAUAAUCAAUCAAACACUUUCUCGAGAUUUUUCCAGUAUCUAUAUUCGAGCCGAAUAUAGUAUUUUUUAUCAGUCAUCUCUUCGAUCAAGAUGUCUCUCGAUUCACUAUUCACCCCUGAGAGUGGUAACAAUUUUACAAAGAUAACCUACCAUGAUACCUACUCCCCAAUUACUCCUGAUACUUCCACUCCAACUCAUAGUGGCAAAGUAGUUUUUGUAAGCGGAGCAUCGAAAGGGAUUGGUCUUGAAGCCGCCAUCUCAUACGUCAAAUCCGGUGUAUCUGGUAUUGUUAUCAGCGGACGGUCUUCCUUGGCUUCUGUGGAAAGAGAAAUCGAGGAAGUUUGUAAAUCAGCAAAUAUUCCCGUUCCAAAAAUUCUUGCUUUGAAGCUUGAUAUACUUGAUUAUGCAAGCGUCACAGAAGCUGCUAAAUCCAUCGAGACAACUUUCGGUCGAUUGGAUAUUCUCAUUAAUAAUGCAGCGUACUUUUCUGAUGUAGAGAAUUUGGCGGAAGGAGACAAAGAUGAAUGGUGGAUGGGGUUUGAAGUUAACAUCAGAGGAUUGUACUGGGUUACGAAGAGUUUAUUGCCAUUGUUACUAAAGACAGAUGGUGGCGAUAAAACUAUUGUGAAUGUGACGAGUAUAGCGUCUUUACUCGUAUCCCCUGGAAUGAGUUCGUAUCAGAUAUCGAAAUUCGCGUUGGCGAGAUUCACAGAAUCAUUAACUGUUGAGUAUGGGGAUCAAGGUUUACUUGCAUAUUCCAUUCAUCCUGGAAGUGUGCCAACUGACCUGGCGCAAGGAUUGCCGGAAGAUUUCAAAGGAUUACUCAUAGACACCCCACAGCUUCCCGCCGACACGCUCACAUAUUUGACGUCUCAAAGGAGAGGAUGGCUCGCUAGUAGGUACCUCAGUUGUAACUGGGACAUGAACGAAAUCAUGAGCCGAGAGAAAGAGAUAGUUGAUGGAGAUAAGUUGAAAUUCCAGAUGAAGUUUUAAGGUUGGAGAGAUGCGAGAACGGACAGGACUCUGGUUCUGGUGGUUUAUUAGUGUAUUCGUACUAUUUAUUAUGUCAUGAGUGUUUAGUUCUGUUUGCAUGAAUGAGGAAGAGCUUCAAAGGCGUCUUUA
Molecule: messenger RNA, 1277 nt
Organism: Botrytis cinerea B05.10
Lineage: Eukaryota; Fungi; Ascomycota; Leotiomycetes; Helotiales; Sclerotiniaceae
Exons: 4
Coding region: 246-1148 (300 amino acids)
Cellular component (GO): cytosol
Molecular function (GO): oxidoreductase activity
Source: RefSeq, a predicted model, not a curated record